This is a messenger RNA of Fusarium proliferatum ET1, 1560 nucleotides long. RefSeq lists its product as uncharacterized. Gene Ontology annotation, molecular function: magnesium ion transmembrane transporter activity. The transcript is spliced from 2 exons. Bases 1 to 1560 code for a protein of 519 amino acids. Gene Ontology annotation, biological process: magnesium ion transport. The record is from RefSeq and is a predicted model, not a curated record. Gene Ontology annotation, cellular component: membrane. NCBI's taxonomy places the organism in Eukaryota, Fungi, Ascomycota, Sordariomycetes, Hypocreales, Nectriaceae.
AUGGGGUUGCUUGGCGGCAUCUCUUCUGGAGGGAGCAUAGCUCUUGGAAUUAUUGUUGGAUUGAUAUCGACUAGUGUUCAGAGUCUAGGUCUGACCUUGCAGCGAAAGUCGCAUAUACUCGAGGACGAAAAGGGACCUCACGAUGUCCGACGGCCUCCCUACCGAAGGAGGAGGUGGCAGAUCGGUAUGGGCAUGUUUAUUGUAGCGAACUUGCUGGGAAGCAGUAUUCAGAUCUCGACACUUCCGCUCCCCGUUCUCUCGACGUUGCAGGCUGCUGGCCUCGUAUUCAACUCGAUAUGCGCAUCAUUGAUCCUCAGCGAACCUUUCACAAGAUGGUCUUUGUCCGGCACGAUUCUCGUUACAACUGGCGCUGUAUUGAUCGCUAUAUUCGGAGCCAUUCCUUCGCCGGCGCAUGACUUGAAAGAGCUGUUGGAACUCAUGGCGAGAAGGCCAUACAUUGUCUGGAUGAUACUCCAGGCGCUCUUUGUCCUCACUCUGGCACUGGCCGUUGAUCUAAUCAACAGCAUGUCGAGCCUAUCACACGACGCCCGCUUUCGGCUGGCUCGAGGCAUUACUUACGGUGUCAUCAGUGGAGAUCUCUCUGCUCAUGCACUAUUGUUUGCCAAGUCCUCAGUAGAGCUGGUCAUCAAGACUGUUGCUGGACGUAACCAGUUCGUGCAUUGGCAAUCUUGGGCCAUCGUCCUAGCCCUCGUCACGCUGGCUCUCUGCCAGCUCUAUUAUUUACACCGAGGUCUCAAACUUGUUUCAACCUCGGUUCUUUACCCUUUGGUUUUCUGUGUCUACAACAUCAUUGCCAUACUUGACGGUUUGAUAUAUUUCAACCAGACAAGCCUAAUAUCCCCUCUAAGAGCAUGUCUCAUUGCUUUGGGAACUGUUAUUCUGCUUUCCGGUGUCUUGGCACUCUCAUGGCGAUUAAGCGACGAGCAGCAUACACCCGGCGUUGGACAGUCGUCCCUUGCCCCUGGUCUUGGACUUGUGGAGGACACUGAGGAGGAAGAGUCGCUGCUUGGCUCAGACAACGCCGUUGCAGAUGAAGACUCAAUUCCACAUACAUAUCAAACAUUCCCGCCCGCAAUUGACGAAACACCACUGGUCCCCUCUCGCAAGAGGAUCCCUCGGUGGGCUGAGCGAGCUGAGAUUUGGGAUGAGUUGGAGGAUCGAGAUGAGCCCAGCACUCCAGGCAAUAGGAGACGGUCUAGUACACUGCCGCGCCAUACAGAGUCCUCACCCCUACUCCCUACCAAGAGAUCUACCACCAGUGGCCCCGUUGGGGAGGAAUCUGGGCCAAGCACCGAAUCUACACCUCGACGACUUCCACGACGAAGGCGGAAGAGCACAGGAUUUCCAGGUCUGAAGGCUCGUCGAUACAAGAGAAGCAGGAGCUCCACAGACUCGGGUGUUCUCGGUAACAUCCUCUCAUUGAGUUGGUUCAGGAGCAGAAACCGCCAGUCAUCACAAGCUAGCACUAGCGAUGGCUUUCCUUGGGGCACCACAUCUCAGCAGGACAGUGCUGAGGCAAGGGGUGACGCAGCUGUAUGA